Molecule: messenger RNA, 15023 nt
Organism: Tribolium castaneum (red flour beetle)
Lineage: Eukaryota; Metazoa; Arthropoda; Insecta; Coleoptera; Tenebrionidae
Exons: 16
Coding region: 106-14814 (4902 amino acids)
Biological process (GO): positive regulation of transcription by RNA polymerase II
Cellular component (GO): nucleus
Source: RefSeq, a predicted model, not a curated record
ACCACCAAAAAUUGGAGGUUAGAAGUCUGUCAACAAACGAUAAAUGUGUUUAUUUUCGCGGGUUUACAGUGAGUUGGAGUUCAUUUAACUAGAAUUAACGUGUUUAUGUGUGAAAAAAUGACCGACGACGAAUACAAUAAAAAAUUGGAGGAUCUCCAAGAAUUUAUACCAUUUUUAAAUAGUGUAAUAGAUCAGUUAAAGGAGUCGCAAAGUAAGCAACGAGAACCACAAUUGACCAAGAUGUUAUCAUUGCAUUCUAUGAUUACGAACAGGAAAAAAAAAUUAAAAAUGAAGACUUUAUUAAAGUGUGAGGAGGUUAUUUUAAAAUUAUACGACCGAUCUAAAUUUUGUACUAAAAAUCUUUCACCUUCUACCAAUUCAACGACUAAACAAAUAUCAGACAGCAAAUCUCCUGAUUGUAGUGAUUAUAGUGAAGAUAAGAAAUCUGAUGUUUUUAACAUAGAAAAUCUGAAAAAGAAAGCAGAACUGUUGAAAGCGUCGCAAGAUUUGCCAGUUAGAAGUUUUAAACCAGUGUCUUUUUCUCUCACAAAACCAGUAAAAAAACUAGCACCAGGUCCCCAACUGGAAGCUUUUCAAGAUGACCAUUCGGAGGAAAAACUUCCAAAACAAGGGAAACCUGUUUUGUCACUCUCUAGUAUUGAUAAUAGAAUUUCGGAAAGCAGUAAAGAUAAGGAACGGCGUAAUUCCGAACGAAAAUCUGAAUCUUCUAGCCUUAAAAAGACAGACAGGGAGAGUAGCACAGAACACAGGCACAAAGAAAGGAAAGAUAAGACAAAACAUAACCACACAGAGAGAAAAGAUGAAAAGCGGGAUAACAAACAUGACGGAACGACUGACAAAACAGCGAGAAAAGUUAAGGAUUAUCUAAAACAUGAAAGCAAAAAACAAGAGAAAGAUAAACCGGCUGAUAAUUAUAAUCCCAAACCGAGAAAACCUACACCUCCGUCCACUUCUUCCCUUAAUACAACCAAAGAAAUAGUCCCAAACAAUAUAACUCUUUCACCACACAUUGUACCUCCCCCUCCCCCGUCGAUUUCUCCCCUUAACUCAACCAAAGAAAUAACAACUCUCUCACAACACAUCGGUGCUCCACCUAUAUUGAAUUUCGUCAAAACUCAACCAUCUUCCAUACUUUCCGUUACUUCGACUAGGGAAACAAAUGAUAUAACUCUUACGCACCCGAUUUUCGAUUACGUUCAACCUCCACUUUCCACCAAAGAAACGACCACAAAUCAUAUAACUUAUUCAGGACCGACCUUUGAUUUCAUCCAACCUCAAGUACCUCCUUUAAACUACCCUCAAAUUCAAGCAAGGCCUCCACAACAUAUUAAAACUCCACCAAUCAACUCCGUCAACGGUGUAAGUGAACAACCUAAAAAACGGAAGCGUAGACCGAGGAAACGUAAACGGGCCAAAGCGCUGGAAGAAAGGGAACGUCAACUACUCAUUUCGUCAACGUUGGACAGCUCAUCUGAGCCCCAAAAAAAAUCAAAAAAUAAGAAAAAAAAACCAAAUCAGUCAAAAGACCGCGCUAGUUUUUCGUCAAAGUCGCAGAUAAAAAAACCCAAACCUAGCACAAGUACUGCCAAAGUAAGUGAAGAUUUGGUUUCAAGCAGCGUCACGUCCUCUUCCGAGUGCUGUUGUAAGAAAACCGAGGCUGUGGCAGUUGGUGAAAUAUCGUCGACCAAUGAUGUUCAAGAGGAUCAGUCUGAGGUCACUCGAUUCUUCACCGAAUUGUUAAAAAAUGUGCGGACUAGAGCCAUCACAUCGAAAUUUAUCAAGCAAAUAUCAAAAUUAACCACUGAUGAGAAAAUCAAAAUGGUGGUACACAAAGCUAGACCAGUGGUUAGGAGAAGAAAAGCGAAACUUCAAGCACAAUUGAAGCGUUUGAAGCGUGAAAAACUUGCUGAGUUUCGCCGCCAGUUAGAGAAGAAGAAAGAGGAAGUGACCGUUGAGGAAAAAAUGAAGAAGAAGAAGGCAAAGCCGCCCUCCGAACUCGAUAAGCUUCACAAGGAUAUCAAUGAUAUGUUUAUAAGGGAUGGAGUUUUGACAGCGUCUGGGCUGCGAAAUUGUCGCUUGUCUAAAACGCCACCUGUGCCCAACAAACUGGACCCUAAGAGUUUUAGUCCCGAAGAAUUGAAAGAAAUGGCCAAUGUUCGCGUCCUCCUACCGAAAAUCUCGAUCGAUAAAUUCAACAAACCGUCAACAAAACGGCCAAAAACAUGGAGUGAUGUUCCGAAAGCAAAACGCACAAAAUCUACAGACGAGAAACAAGUUGAAGUCCCUGAUAAAAACUACUUUUCGUCCAACUCACGCAGAUACAAGUUGGCGUGCAAGCUUUGCCCCUUCUUUGGCAACAACAUAACCAAUCAUUACCGCUCCAAACACCCGGAGAGUGAGGUUUUGUCGUCGAGGUUGAGACCAGAUAAGGCCGAAAGUGCCAUCAAGCACUCACUCGAGCUCGGAUUGGAUGACCAAGAGGACGCUAUAGUGACUAUGAGACGUGACCAUGCCUUGAAAUGCCGGUUCUGUGACGUUGAAAUUACCACGAGACUUUCAAGAUGUUACGACCACGUUACCACACAUACUGGAGAGUACCGACAUUUGUGCAGCUUAUGUGCGUUCUCUGUGAGCACACACACCGCCUUAAAGAAGCAUUGUUUAAAUGUUCACAAAAAAGUCGAAUCGUCCAAGGCGCCUAGGAUUAUGACAAGGAUCUAUGGCUAUAUAUGUCUGGAGUGUAACUUUGUCCAAAUGAAUAAGGCGGCGGUGGAAAAACACGUCAAAGUCUACCAUGCAGGGGCGAGGAUUGUGAAGAUACACCUGUCGGAGAACGAUGAUCUUGUGACCAACGAAGGUGAUCUUGAAACGCGAUCUUCGACAGAUAAUGAAGAGCGAACUUCGCCACCCGAAGAACAAAAUGAAGAGAAAAGUGAAGAACUGUUAGCUACAUUGGCACCAGUUGAUGAAGAAACGCGAUCUUCGACUGAUAAUGAGAUGGUGAUCGAUGAAGAUCAGAAUGAAGAGCGAAGGGGAACAAGUGAAUCGCCACCCAAUGAAGAGAAAAGUGAAGAACCGUUAUCUACAAUGGUACCAGUAGAUGAAGAAACGCGAUCUUCGACUGAUAAUGAGAUGGUGAUCGAUGAAGAGCGCAGGGGAACAAGUGAAUCGCCACACAAUGAAGAGAACAGUGAAGAACUGUUAGCUACAUUGGCACCAGUUGAUGAAGAAACGCGAUCUUCGACUGAUGAGAUGGUGAUCGAUGAAGAACAGAAUGAAGAGCGAAGGGGAACAAGUGAAUCGCCACCCAAUGAAGAGAAAAGUGAAGAGCCGUUAACUAAAAGAAUCAAAACUGAAGAAGACCUAGACAAUCUAGUAGUUGAUGAAUUGCCCCCUAAACAAAUAAAAACUGAAGAACCGCCAACUAAUGAAGAGUCUGAACUUCCGAGUGACGAAACCAUGUCUAGUUUGACCUCCCCGCCUCCGCUCCUCCCCCUCAUCCAAAAACCGCAAAACUAUGACAGUAGUACAAUCCGUGCCGGUUUUUUGAACAUUUACAAACACCCAGAUGGUGUUAAAUACGAAUGUCGCGUGCCUUCGUGUCUCUUCGCCACGAAACUGCGCGACCGUUUCGCCACGCAUUGGGACGAAGACCAUAGCAGAUUCAACGGUUGUUACCGUAUGGCCAUAUGUAGAGUGUGUCAAGUUGAGGUUACUUCAACUUUGGAUUCGCCUCUUUUGAGCGAGUUUUUCGCACACGUUGUAAGCAAACACUUGGAGCAAGAGCCUUCGGCUCCAGCUCUACGUAUUCGGCGUUUAAGUGGCGAUAAAUUGUCGAAAAAGGAGGAGGAAAACGAUCUUGGGAUUCAAAUUUCUGAGGUCGUGUCACUAGCUGAGGAAAAACGGGACGAAGUUAAAACAACGGGUGAAGAACCACAAACACCAGCAGUGAUGGAGCGUGUGGUGCUUAAAGAAUCCAAACUGUCGAAGAUUGAGAAAGAGACCAAGUGGAAGUCCAACGAAGCCAUGAAGAUGUUUUUGCAAUGUCCUAAAGCUUUAUACAAGUGCCCACAAUUCUUUUGCAAGUUUUCGACGAGUCUUAAGGCGGUGUUUGACCACCACGUGACCACACACGUGCCCUCGAAGGAGCAUCUAGUGUGUUGUGUCUAUUGCGAUGUUAAAACUCCCUUGAAUCAGGCGAGUCUUCAUAUAGACUUGAGGCACUCCAACUGUCUCUAUUCGUGCUCAUUGUGUCUCUAUCGUGCCCUAAACCCUCAAUAUGUGAUGGUGCACAUGAAAACGCACCACCGCGCCGACGAUGGCACGAUUCUUGCCCUUCCGGCCAAACCAUCACUAAGCAGCAAACUGAAGAAGUUUGCCGUUAAAAAAGUGUGUCCACCUUAUAAAUGUGGCUAUAAAAGUUGUGGGGCACAAUUUUUGUUCAUUGAUGAGUACUAUAACCAUAUUACGUUGAAUCAUGGCGGUUUUAUGAUCUGUGGGUAUGAGAAAAAGGAGGAAGGUGUUUACAAGUAUGUAACUAUUGACAGUUUGAUCGAGCAUUACAAGGUGCACCAUUGUUACCCUUUCCAUUGUCUUUUGUGCAAAAAAGGCACCACCGAUUUGGACACAAUGCUCAAGCAUUACUCUGUACGGCACCCUAAUGUGACUCCGGUGGUGGUUGACCGGAGCAAGGGCCCAGAAGAGGAACACAAUUACUACGAAGACCAGGCUGUUGAAAAAAUCCGUUACGUGACAGUUGACGAAAUUUUAUCAUUUGCUGACGGUGACAAGUACACGAUCGUACCAGCGAAAGAUUCAAUUGAGACACCUGAGACUAGCAAAAAAAUUGUUCCGUCACCCAAAACUAGUAAAAAAAUUGUUCCGUCACCCAAAACUAGUAAAAAAAUUGUUCCGUCACCCGAAACUAGCAAAAAAACCAAGCCUUCUCCCGAGACUAGAAAUAAAGUGACAGCGAUUAUCCCUGAAGUGGAGCCUUUAAGUCUCGAAACGGACGAUUCGGGUAUAGAAAGGUUGGGUUUAAGUGGAAGCGAGCUUUUCCGUUGUGCCUUUUGUACGGAAACGCUUGCGAACGAAACAGCGUUUAAACAACACUACCGUUCGAAAAACUGUCGUGAUCCAAACGAUGAAUCUCGCCCAUUCAAAUGUGUGCAUUGUGGCGGGAAAUUUAAAAGCCUCACGGGCUUAAACCUCCACUUGCAGUAUCACGGGCAAGUGAGGUUUCAGUGUGCCAUUUGUAACAAGCGUUAUCCUUGGUUGUAUCAAUUGAAGUUACACAUGAAGUACCACCAUGAUGUUAAAAACAUGAAGACGAUUCCGUUGGUUCCCAACAAGACGGAUUUAGACAAAGACGAAUUCGCGGUCGCACCGAUUGAAAAUAUAGCCGAACACGCCUUUCACCCUUAUCAAGUUGACGAUUUGCCCAAAGAAGCUGUUUUCAGGUGGCCUUUGAAAUGUGCGCUGUGUUUGUACAGUAGCAAGAUCAGGUCGGACCUAAUCCGACAUUUGCAGCUACAUUCGAGCGAAAUGACCGAGAUAACGCCAAUGUUUCUGAUUUGUCUCGACAAAAAUGCCUGGCAAAAUUGGUUUAACGUGUUGACUGACAAAAUGGCCGACGACGAGUAUAACAGGAAGUUGGAGAGUCUUCAACAGUAUAUUCCUUUUUUGAACAAUAUGAUAGUGCAAUUGAAGGAUCCGAGGAAGAAGAAUAGGGAACAGCAACUGACGAAGAUGAUGUCCCUGCAUUCGAUGAUUACGGAUAAGAAGAAAAAAUUGAAACUUGAAACGCUCAUUAAAUGCGAAGACGUCAUUUUAAAAUUAUAUGACAAAGUCAAAUCCGGUUCUUCUCAAUCUAACUUUCAUUCUGGACCACCAGCAGCCCCUGUCCCUCUUCCUUCCAUCGCAAGAACAUCGAAAUGCUCACCCAUUACACCGUCAAGUCCAAGUCCACCACGUGAUAUUCCAAAAACUCAACCGGUGGUAAUACCCACCGAAAAAAUACCAGAUAGGAAAAGCACAUUAAGUCAUUCUGAUAGCAGUAGUAGUUAUUAUAAGCCUAAAAUAGACAUUUAUAGUAGCGCAGGUGAUAGUCUUAAGUCAAAUAUAAGUGAAAAAGCGAGCGUGUUUGAACGUUUGGGUAAAAAACGGCCUGAUAUGUCCAAACCACCCAUUAGUUAUGCUGAUCUGGAAGCUCUACAAGAUGAUGCCGUCGAUACUGAAAGAUUGUCACUGAAUGAGUUGAAUGAUUUGAGAGAGAAACUUCAAAAACAGCUGAAAGCUUCCGACGAAUCAAAUGAUUCGUUUCCGAUUAAUACCACAGUCAGGAAUACUACUAUUUUGACGAAGAAAUCAGUAGAAAAAAGUGUGUCUAGUGAUAAAGUUAAACCUGUUGAUGUCAAACCUGUGGUUAAACCGGUGACUAGUCCAGCCCCUAAACCGGUAAAAGUGAUCAAAGAGGCUGCCAGUAUGUUUGGAAAUACCCUCUCUAGUAUAGAUAAUCAAAUCUUGGAGGGUAGCAAACACAAGGAACGCCGUAAUUCGACCAGCAAUAAAAAAGAAUCGGAACGAAGAAACUCAAACGAGAAAAAACCCGAAUCGUCUAGUCAUAAAAAAACUGACAGGAAAAGUAGCACAGAACACAAACAUAAAGAUGAGACAAAAUCAAGUAAAAAAGAAGAGAAAGACAAAGAUGAUAAACCGAAAACCGAACCGGUUUACAAGCGACUGGCCGAUAAAUACAACCCCAAACCGAGGAAACCUCAACUUGCACCUAAACCCGAACCUGUGUCACCUCCAAAAGAAAUUCCUCCACCUGAUAAAACCUUGAGUAAACCUCCAAUCACUCCUCCAAUCCUCCCCAAUCUACCGCUAGCCUCCCCCACCAGUUCCACCCACAGUGCUGACAGCGAGAUAACUUCAUUUAAUAAAAAACCAAUCUCUAUCCCAGUUUUCAACCCAAAUCUUCCUCCCCCGCUCCCAAAUUUCGUCCCGAAUCCAAAUAAUCCGACUUUCGUCAGUCAGUUUAAACCAAGACCUAACUUUCCGCCAAACCAACCACAGUUCGCACCUCAGUUUCCGCCCACUUAUUGGCCCAAUCAACCCCCCGCCCCCUUCCCCCCACGCCCUUUCACCGCCCUACCCAACCAAUUCGAACAAAUACCACCGAACUUUCCCCCUCCAACUAACACGUACACACCUCAAGAGAAUCACUUCGGACGAAAAGAUCGAGAUAUGAGACCACGUGACGAUUGGAGACCAUCAAGACCACGUGAUCCGCGAAUCAAUCAAAGGACUUUUGAUCAAAGACCUACAACACCACGACGCGAAUCGAAAGAAUACGAACACGAUUCAAGGUCAAAGUUUCGAGACCCGAGAUUGAAUCGCACUAGAUAUGAUAAUGAGCAGGACAGGUCAAGGUCACGCUCACGAGAGAGUGAGGAAAGUUGUAGUAGUAACACUUUCGCCUCACCAUUGGAUAGUUUGUAUGGUUCAAGUGACAGUUAUAGGAAGACAGGCAAAGGUUACGGUGUUCAAAAUUUCAAAAUACCGAAAAUUAAACGGGAGGAAGAGCUCGAACUUGACGAACCCAAAGCUAGCACUAGUGAAGCAUAUGAAGAAACGAAGGAAGAAAAUGUGGCUUCAAGUAGUGUCUCGUCUUCGACUGAAUGUGAUAAAACAAAUGAGAGUCAAACGGAAGAAACUAGUGCUGAAGUUGGUGAAAUAUCGUCCACCAAUGAUGUACAAGAAAGCCAGUCACGUGAGGAGUCAAAGCCUGAAGACCAGACCGAGAUUAUUAAUAAAUUUUUGAAGAAGCUUUUGGAGAAUGAACGGACACGUGCCGCUGCCUCUAUGUUUAUCGAUACAGUCUCGAGUUCGCUCGAUGACGAGAAACUAAAAAUGGUGGUCCAGAAGGUUAAAGCAGUGACUGAAGAAGAAGAAAAACGUGAAUUAAUCCGGCGAAGAAUGAAACUUAAAUCGGCCAAACUCAAGGCACAAUUAUUGAAGAAGAAGCAAGCCGUCCAAAGAAAAAUGCGUUUGAAGCGAGAGCGACUUGCAAAGCUUCGUAAAAACGAGGAGGAAGAACAAGAAGAACUCGAAAAAGAGGAGAAAGUCAAAGAGAAGAAAGAGGAAGUUUUGGUUAGUGUCGGUGAAAGGAUUAAGAAUCGGAAACGAGUGGCGGCUUCUAGCACUCCGAAGAAAAAGAAAUCGAAACAUAAGACCGAACUCGAUUUGCUUCAUGAAGAUAUCCAAGAUAUGUUUAUUAGAGAUGGUGUUUUGACGGCAACUGGCAAAAGAAUGUGCCGUUUGUUGAAGAAUGACGAAGCUAAGACUCCACCACAACUUGAAACAACACCUCGUAGUAGGAGAACAAGGAGUUUUGCCGAAAAAAUCGAUUCGGAAAAAUUGAAAGAAAUGAGUAAUGUUCGAGUGUUGAUACCGAAAAUCUCGGUUGAGAAACUAGAAGUUGAUGAUGACGGUCAAAGGUACUCGCUGAGACGUUCGAACAAAACGACCAAGAGUUACGUCGAGCAAGAUAGUGAUGAGGAGAAAGAGAAACCGACUAAAGAAGAAGAACCAGAAGAAGAGAAAAAAGAAUCGAGUGACGAAGAAGAAGAAGAAAAAGAAGAACCUCCGGUUGAAAAAUUGCCCGAAACGCCGAAAAGGAUCCGAAAACGAGCCAAAUCAUGGGCUAGUGGUAUUAUACCGAAACAAAAACGCAAGAAAAUUGUGGUUGAAGAAAAAGAAGAACCAGACGAUAAUGAAGAACAAGAAGAAGAUAAAGAGCUCGAUAAGUCGACUGAAUUUAUUGAACCUGAUAAGAACUACUUUACGGCGAAUUCUUGGCAUUUUCGCUCGCCUUGCAAGCUUUGCUCUUACUAUGGGAAAAAUAUAACCAAGCAUUAUCGUUCCAAACAUCCCGAUUCGGAAGUUUUAUCGUCGAGGUUAAGACCAGAUAAGGCCGAAAAAGCCAUCAAAGUUGCCACUGAACUAAAACUGGACGAAUCUGAAGAUGUCGCUCUAGCUUCGACACGACAAUACUCGUUCAAAUGUCGUUUCUGUGACGUUGAAAUGAAUUCAAAACCUACCAACUUUUUCGAUCAUGUGACCACACAUACCGGGGAAUACCGGUAUUUGUGCACUUUAUGCCACUUCUCUGGGAGUAACAUGAAGCCUCUUAAAAGUCAUUACGAGAAGGUUCACAAGAAAAAUUUCUAUCCGAAAGUGCCUUGGAUUAAGACGAGGAUCUAUGGUUACAUUUGCCUGGAAUGUAAUUUUGUCCAAAUGAACAGGAAGACAGUCGAGAACCAUAUCAAUGUUUAUCAUUUAGAAGAAGGGUGUAAGAUAAUGAAGAUACACUUGUCCAUAUAUGACGAUUCUAAUCUCAAGCGGAGUAUUACAAUGAUGAAAAAAAGGGAAGCAGUUAUCGGAGAACCUUUGGAAGAGAAAAUCGAAGAUCCAGAACCUAAACGAAUGAAAACUCCGAUACGAGAGUCACCAGAACCUGAACCUAAACGAAUGAAAACUCCAGUAGCAAUUUGUGAGCCUGUGAUUAAAAAAGAGAAGGAGAUUGAUAUGACUGUCUUCACGUGUAAGACUGACAUUGACGAAGAAAACGAGAAGAUUGAGCAAGAAAGGUUGAGGAAAAUGGCCGAGUUGAAUGAAUCUGUUAAAACCAAUCGCCAGUCUUUGAAUUUUGUUGAACAGUUGAGUAAUCGAUUGUUACAAGAGGAAAAAGAAGCACCAGAAUCAGAAAUAGUGUGCAUUAAGACGGAACCGUUAGAUAUCGAACCGGAACCGGAACCCGAACCACUACCCGAAAUAACGUCAAAGAAACCAUUAAAGCUUAUAGAACCACCGGUUACCACAUCAUUGGAUGUGGUCCAAAAAGACAAUACCGUGAUCCAAGGCAUGAUCGAGAAACUUCAAGUUAAACUUAAAGAUGGUACUAGUGUGGAGGGGCCGCCUCCCCUGACUCCCCUUGUUGAAAAGAAACUCGAUGACGCUAUUUGUGUCAUAAGUGCCGGUUUUUUGAACAUUGCCAAAUAUGACGACGGUCUUGAAUACAUUUGUAGAGUCCCGUCCUGUCUUUUUUCGACUAAACUUCGCGAUAGUUUUAUCACGCAUUUGGACGAGGACCACACCCGAAUUCACGAAACUUACAAAACGACCAAAUGUAAAAUCUGUCAAGUUGAAAUAACAUCAACUGUUGAUACACCCCUUUUGAGAGAAUUUUUCACACACGUUGAAAGCAAACAUUUGGAGAGUGAAAAAGAUAGUUUGACUCCGAUUUUGCGAACUCGGCGCUUGAGUGGCGACCAACUGUCCAAAAAGGAGGAGGAAGACGGGGAACAAGAGGAAGAAAAUCCUUGGGGAAUCAAAAUCGCCGAAGUCAAAUCACUAGCCGACGAGUCGACUACCAUACCGCCACUGUCACCAAUCAAAGAACGCCAAAGUCCCAAAAUCGAAAGUGUGGUCCUUAAGGAGACCAAACUGACACCGGUUGAGAAAGAGACCAAAUGGAAGUCGAACGAAGCACUUGCGAAAUUUUUGCAAUGCCCACGAUCGCUCUACAAGUGUCCGCAAUUCUUCUGCAAGUUUGCGACGAGUCUAAGACCAGUGUUUGACAACCACAUUAAAAUACACUCACCGGCGAAGGAACACCUCAUGAACUGCGUCUAUUGCGAUGUUAAAACUCCCCUAACUCAGGCGAGUCUCCACAUCGACUUGAGGCACUCCAACUGUCUCUAUUCGUGCUCCCAAUGCCUUUAUCGCGCUCUAAUGUGUCAGUAUGUGAUGGUGCACUUGAAACUGCGACACCCGAAUGAUGACCGCAUCAUUGCCUUGUCGCCAAAACAGGCAAAAACCAUCAUGAUGAGCAAGCAAAAGAAGUUUUCAGCCAAAGAAUCAUGUCCUCCGUAUACGUGUGGUUACGAAGAUUGUAACUCCCAGUUUUUGUACAUCAAUGAGUACUAUAACCACGUCACGAGUUGCCAUAAGGGUUUAAUGGCUUGUGGUAGUUUAAACACCGAUGGCUCAAAAUGUGGCUACACGUGUGCGUCUAUUGACAGUUUGAUUGACCACGCAAGGACGCAUAAUUGUUACCCUUUACAUUGUCUAUUGUGCAAAAGUGGAUGUGUGGAGUUGUAUAGUAUGCUAGAGCAUUAUUCGUUGAUUCACCCCAAUAUGAGUCCGGAGGUGGUUGACCGGAGGAACAGUCCGAAGGAUCCACGAAUGGGUCACAUUUACCACUACACCGAUGAGGCUUUCACCAAAAUCCGCUGCAUCCCAUCGGCUGAUCUCUUAUCAACAAUUGUAACGAAAGGCUUCAAUGUGGUCCCAGUGGACGCCCCAGAGCCAUCCCCUAAACCCUCCACCCCCGAGCCCAAAAACGUAACCCUCGUACCUUUAUCCCUAAUCCAACAAAAAACUCCCGAAACUAGCGGUAAAAUUAUUGCCAUUUUCCCGAAAUCGAACGAUCCCGUAAAAAUCUUCUCCCCAACUUCGACACCACCAAAACCAAAACCAGACAAUGAUUUUGUGUUCGCUUCGUCCGAAAAAGACGAUCCGAUUCGAGUCGACGAAGGCGAGAACAGUACCGAUCCUUUGAGUCUCGAAAACGAUUCGCAAGUGAUGGUUUCGGGCGACGAAAGCGAUUCGCAAGAAACGAACGAAGCGAACGAAACGAAAAGUUACGGUCUGAUUGGUUAUCAGUUGUUUCGGUGCGGUUUUUGUGAUAUAUCGUUUUCGAACGCUCGCGAUUUUCGAACACAUUGUAUAAAUUCGAAGAAGUGUCGCGAUGAUAGUACGAAUAAACCGUUCAAGUGUGUGCAUUGUGACCGAAUGUUUAAACAUCCGAAUGGUUUACUCGAACAUAUACAAUAUCACGGCCAGCUGAGAUUUUGUUGUUCGCUUUGCGUGCGACGUUUCCCAUCAUCCUUCUCGCUUAAGUUACACAUGAGGGGUAAACACAAUGUUACCAACACUAUCACGACGCCAAUAAUCCCGAACAAAACGAACCUCGAGCGUGACGAGUUCGUUCUUCGGCCCGUCCCACUUGUGGAACCAUCAGAUGGUCAAAACACCACCAAAGAACCAGCUUAUGGUCCUGACGAAAUCGAUAAGUUGCCGAAACGUUGCAUCUUCAACUCUGAAAUCAAGUGUGCCCUUUGUGCAUAUAGCACGAAAGUUCGGUCGAAUCUAGUCCGCCAUUUGCAAUUUCAUUCGGCUGAAAAAUCAGUUCCCGAGACGUCACCGGUGAAUCCCGUGCCGUGUCUCGAAAAAAACGAGAAAAUGUUUGACAAAAUGACAAAUUUGGCUAUUAGUUCAUUCACGGGGCGUAUGGGCGGUCCCAAGAGCGAGACCAAAGUUGAAGUCCCCGCCUAUGUCCCCGCCCACCGACGCUACGUAUGUUGCGCCCCCAAUUGUAAUUACUUAUGUUUGGAGGAAUCCAACUUGAGGCAUCAUUUGUUUGCGCUUCACGUGCAAGAAGCAUCGUAUACGUGCGCCCAUUGCAAAACUAACCUCAAAACGGACAUUGAAGGUUACCUCAAACACUUGAAACUUCACGACUUGCACUUGUACAAGUGUUCAAACUGUUCGUUUGUGCAUAAUUUGCGUCACAAAGUCGAUAAACACGCUGGGGAUAAACACCCCGAGAAGACAACCAAUACGAUAACGGUGCGGGCUUUGGAGGCGGAGCUUGUCGAGGGUGACCAAUCACCGGCGCCGACAGGCGUGGCUAACGUCAAGUGGACGAAGCCGUGGCACUGUGGCAUGUGUAAAUAUCGGUGUGCCGCCAAAGACGAUAUUGUCACUCACAUUUUCAAUAAACACGAUAUCAAUACGCAAUUCAAGUGUACGUUGUGUUCGUACAAAACAAACGAGAAAAAGACGUUCGGUGAUCACUUCAAAGACAAUCACCCUGAUAAUGACAUUGAUAUUAUUUAUGUGUACUAUAAGAGCGAGGGGGCGGGUCAGGGGGCGUCAACCAGUGGGCAGAAACAAUUCGAUACCACGCCCCUGUGGCAGCGUGAUAGGCCAAGGGUGCGCCACAUUCGUGGCAUUCUAUUCGAAGAGACGCCUCAAAAAGGGAAAAAACCAAUAACGGUGCGCCAACCGGUCGCCACGCCUUCCACGUCCGGUACUUCAAACCUAGACCUUGCCAUUGAAGCCGUGGCCACUGGAACGGACGAGUACACCUCCGAUAAAAUUGAAGAAAUUAAGGAAGAACCCGUGAUUUUGGUCGAUGAUGAUGAUGAAGUUGAAGAAACAGGGGGGGAGGUUGAUUUGUGUGGCGAGUUGUUGAUCGACAUGGAGAAGGUUCCCGCUGUUGAAGAAAAGGAAUAUUUGAAUGAGGAGAAGUUGACUCGGAAAUAUGGAGCGUUGUGUCAGCCGUUGAAUAAGGCGUUCAAGUGCCCCAUCUGUUUCAAAUUCAAGACGAAGAAGAUCUCGUAUUUCGUCUACCACGUGUUGGGCGAAUUGAAGUGCCAAAGAUUCAAGUGCAAGUCUUGCGAUUUCGUCUGCCUGACAAUGGACACAAUGUUAUCCCACUGUCAGGAGCUCCACGACAAUAUUGUCGCCAACAACGUUAUCGACCUUCCCAUCGAUAAAACCAUCGAAUAUUGGCUCCAAAUUUUGAUAAAACACCAAGCCAAAGCUCUAAUACAGGGCGCCAAUUUACCGACCGGUGAAGAAAACACAUCUCCUGCGUUCAAAACGCAGUGUUUAUACUGUCCUAGAUGGUUUAGAAACAUGUACAUGUGCAAAGAACACGAGUUGUUACAUUGGGCCGACCAUACGUAUGUUUGUAGUCACUGUUAUUCCGAACAUGGCACUCUCGAUGACAUUUUCCAACAUAAUUUUCUCCUCCACCCGGAUUGUGAGCCGUCUAUAGCGACCAAAAACGGCCCUUUUGUCACCAAAGUCAUUUCGAAUUUGAAAAGCCCACCAGUUGGACUCCUCCAAGGUGGCGGCACAACCGACGAAGUGCUCUACUCGUGCAUCUAUUGUUCCGAAAUUGAGAAAAGUCUCCAAACGUUGCGAAAACACGUAACCGAAUGCCACGAAGGCUCCAAGUUUUGUUACAAAGUCGUGACCAAAUCCAAGGUCGAAGUGAUGUACUGUUGCACGUAUUGUCACGAACGCGGUUCGGACACCUACCUCAAACAGCACCACAAGGACAAACACGAGGGCUUGAAGUUCAACAUCUACCAGUACAUUUGUCUGGAGUGCUCCGGCACUUACUUGAACAUCAAGGACUUGCGCAAGCACUUUGGGGACGUGCACCAGGGCAAGAAAUUGACGUAUAGCUGCGUCGAGAGCAAACAAGGCGACGCCAAAGACCAGUUUUGCUGCACCAAGUGCCCCUUCCGCAGCUGCAGUGUCGGGGGCAUCCGGAGCCACGUGCGCAAGCACUUGCGCCCCAUUGACUGCCUCCUGUGCGGGGCCAGUUUCAUAUACCCGACGGAGGCGCGCGCCCACCACAGCCGGGAGCACGCCCACAGUGCCGAGCAGGUGGAGGAGAACGCGGACCGGUUGCGCGAGUACGAGGCGAUGGUGAAGGAGAUCGUGGCGGCGAAAGCGACGCCCGUGCGGAAAAUGCUGGCGCGUAAGUCGACCGGGGCGCCGUUUGUCAGGAGGGAAGAGACGGAUUUGGGGAGUAUUACGACGACUAUUGAGGUUAAUACUGUUACGACAAGGAUUAGCGUUCAACAGUUUAGUAAUCUUUUCAAUAUUUUUCCAGUAGUCGAAUUGCGGGAUUGUAGGGGCUCUUGACCAAACGUGAUGUUUUGUGACGAUGAGGAGUUUGAUAUGGAAGAGGUCUUUGAUACGAUUAUCAGUCAAAUUCCAGAUAAUGUCAUUGUGCAACUGAUGGAGGAAACUUCACAAAACACGCAUUAAUUAUUGUACAGUUUUGUAAGAUUGCGUUCGGAGUUUUCGAUUUAUUUAAGGAUUAUACAAUAAAACAGGCUCAUAUUAGAAUA